Mobula hypostoma (lesser devil ray) is the source of this 3023-nucleotide messenger RNA. RefSeq names its product serine/threonine-protein phosphatase 2A 65 kDa regulatory subunit A alpha isoform-like. The coding region runs from base 1 to 2022 and encodes 673 amino acids. The record is from RefSeq and is a predicted model, not a curated record. Gene Ontology annotation, molecular function: protein binding; protein phosphatase regulator activity. NCBI's taxonomy places the organism in Eukaryota, Metazoa, Chordata, Chondrichthyes, Myliobatiformes, Myliobatidae. Gene Ontology annotation, biological process: chromosome segregation; protein dephosphorylation. The transcript has 13 exons. Gene Ontology annotation, cellular component: cytoplasm; protein phosphatase type 2A complex.
AUGGCCAGUAUAAAAUUUGGUUCUUUAACUUCAAACGAGGCUAUUCUCUCAGUAAUGGAGGCACUGAAGCUGUUACGGUUGAACAACAUAAAGCAACUGUCCACAACUGCCUUGGCCUUGGGGGUAGAGCGUACCCAGAAUGAGCUGCUCCCACUUCUGACUGACACCAUUUUCGAUGAAGACGAGGCACUGCUGGCAUUAGCGGAGCAACUAGGGAGCUUCACGGUGCUCGUUGGCGGACCGGAGUAUGUUCACUGUUUGCUGCCUCCCUUGGAGAACCUGGCAACGGUGGAAAAAUCGGUAGUACGAGAUAAAGCCAUCGAUUCACUGCGAGCCAUCUCCCACGAGCACUCUCCUGCAGACCUAGAAGUCCACUUUGUGCCACUGGUCAAGCGCCUGACUUGUGGUGACCGGUUCACGUCCAGGACUUCGGCAUGCAGCCUUUUCAGUGUCUGCUACCCUCGGGUAUCCAGCUCUGUAAAGGCCGAGCUGCGUCAACUUUUCCACAGCUUGUGCUCAGAUGACACACCAGUGGUCCGCCAGGCAGCAGCAUCAAAGUUGGGUGAAUUUGCAAAGGUUCUGGAGCUGGAGUUUUUGAAAAGUGACAUUAUACCCCUCUUCACUUCCCUGGCUUCUGAUGAGCAGGAUUCGGUGAGGCUGUUGGCAGUUGAGGCUUGUGUGAGCAUAGCCCAGCUGCUGCCCCAGGAAGACCUGGAAGCGUUGGUGAUGCCGACCCUCCGGCAGGCAGUGGACGAUAAAUCCUGGCGUGUUCGCUAUGUGGUGGCAGACAAAUUUUCUGAAGAACUUGUGUCUGACACCAAUCAACACGUGAAGUCAGCUCUGGCCUCUGUUAUUAUGGGCUUGUCCACCAUCCUGGGCAAGGACAGCACUGUUGAGCACCUGCUUCCCCUGUUCUUGGCUCAGCUCAAAGAUAAGUGCCCUGAGGUCCGUUUGAACAUUAUCUCCAAUCUGGACUGCGUGAAUGAAGUUAUUGGAAUUCACCAGUUAUCACAGUCUCUCCUGCCAGCCAUUGCAGAAUUAGCAGAAGAUGCCAAAUGGAGAGUGCGCCUUGCGAUAAUCGAGUACAUGCCUCUGCUUGCAGGGCUGCUGGGCGUGGAGUUUUUUGAUGAGAAGUUGAACUCCUUGUGCAUGACGUGGCUGGUGGAUCACGUGUACGCCAUUCGCGAGGCCGCGACCAACAACUUGACCAAGUUGGUGGAGAAGUUUGGCAAAGACUCGGCAGAAUCCACCAUUGUGCCGAAAGUACUUGCCAUGGCCAGUGACCCCAACUACCAUCACAGAAUGACCACCGUCUUCUGCAUUAACGUGUUGUCUGAAGCCUGUGGCCAAGAAAUCACAGCAAAGCACAUGCUACCGACGGUUCUCCAGAUGGCAGGCGAUCAGGUGCCAAACGUUCGCUUCAACGUGGCUAAAUCAUUGCAGAAAAUAGGACCGGUUUUAGAUGCCAGCACUUUACAGAACAAGUUCAAACCAAUACUGGAGAAAUUGGGUCAGGACCAAGAUAUGGACGUAAAGUACUUUGCGCAGGAAGCCAUGACUGGAAAAAGGGAAGUUAUGUCACAUCCGGAGUUUCUCCAGUUAACGGACGAUUUCCCUCCACGCCUCUCUAACAUAGUGGGGAACCGCGUACGAGGCAAGUUACAGCAGUGGUUUGCCAUUGCCUUCUGCCGGGUGAGUUUACAAAGAGAUCACCAGCUCGUAACCCAGCAUGGAUGGAAAGCGUGCAGGGGAGCCGGCUGGAUUCAAACUCGGGAUGACGCCACUACAACACCAGCUGGGUCAGCCUACUGUAUGAUAUGGGGACUACUUUAUGUUGUAGUAACACGUCGUCACAUGCGCUAUUUGGCGCACAUUGAUACGUAUGUGUGUGUUCUGCAUCGUUUUCUACUGGUAAAGAACCAUGAAACUUCGCUCCUGUCUCCAGCAUUUUUAUUAAUAGCAUUGUUGUGUAGCCAGGCCACAUACACAACACUCUUUAAAGAAUUACCCCUGGAAAUGUAAACGUCUCGUACGUAGUGUCACUGGAUUUUAGCUGCCUUGUAGAUUCUAGUUCUGCAGUCUUUCUGCUGUCUCAAUUUAGCUUAAGAUAUCAAGCUGUCUACUCCCCCUAUUUAUUUUCAGUGACUGUAGUGUACCGAGUGGCAUUGUGUAUCCGAUGGGUUUAGCUGUUAACAAGGAUGUGAGGUUAUUAGCUUUGCUGCUCUGUCGACAGUCACUUGUAUCCAGCAUGCCUCCUCCUCCUUUCCCAAAACACCUUCGCUCGUAUUCCCAGCAUCCAGUGGCAAAUGCUCGAAUUAAAACUGAAGAUGUUGUCCAAUCUGAAACUGUUCUCGGAUGGGGUGGCAGAGGAGGGGCCCAGUGAGGGGUCCACAUUGGAUGGGCCUUGGCUUGGGGAAGUGGUCCACAUUAAUGCGUCCUGACCCUGAUGUAGGAGAGGGUUUCGCAUUUGAUGGGGCCUGGUGAAGGGGUGGGUUCCACAUUGAUGGGUCCUAAGGUGGGGCCCACAUUUAAUGGGGCCUCAUGUGUCUGCACUGCAUUGUCCCCACGUUGCUGAAUGAUGUGCUAUAAGUUUUGACCGACCUUAAUUUCCCUUUUAAUCAUUUUUAACAUUAAAAGAAAGAGUGCCCGUUAGACAGUUAUUGAAAUGACUUUCAAUGCCGACCUCAUUAUUCCAGUGACUUGAACAGCAGUGCCAGUGGAUGCUGUGAUUACCUGAUGGUUUGGUUAGGCAGCCAUUGCUUCUGUACGUAUUAGUUAAAGUAGAUUUUUCAAUAGCUGAGCUUCUCUUCCCGACCAGAAUUACACAAUAUUGUAUCAUUCCAGUGGUCUAGUCACAUUUGGGAUGCCAUUUCAAUAUUGCAAAUCACGUAAUUUAAUGUCUGUUAGCUUUUUGAAUGAUUAUAGAGAUUGUGUUAGGCACAUUUAACCUGUUACCGGUGGACGUCAUUCUCCUAAUUUGUAUAUUACAUCAUUGUUUUGACUGCUUUCCCUAAUAAAGUGGA